UUAAGCUACAAAUACAAAGCCAUACGGCUGGCUCGAGCUCUCCCAUCCUGUGAUCAUUUUUAACCUAACCAGCCGAAUAUUGUAAACGUUAAUUCGAUUUUUCUCAUUAGAACUCGCCAAUAUAUGUUUGUGUUGAACUAACAAUAAGUGCAUGUUUCUUUUCGCAUCUGUUCUAUAAAAGUUCCUUCCAUUUAUUAUUACUGAGAGGUUAUGGUUGAACAAGAAUGGGUAGUCUUUUGAAACAAUCGCUAACUGGAAAUAUACACAGAAUUCGAGAAUUUGAAUUAGAAAAAGUAAAUUUAGCCGACGAGUUCGAUAUUCUACAAAUAGUCGGAGAAGGUUGGUUCGGAAAAAUUCUUUUAGUGGAACAUAAAGCUACGGAUACCGAGAUGGUACUAAAAGCUCUUCCUAAACCUUACACAUCGAUCAAAGACUUCUACAGAGAAUUCCACUACGGAUUACAUUUGGGAGUCCACAAGAAUAUCAUAACGGCGUACGAUGUGGCCUUCGAAACCGCAGGAUUCUAUGUAUUUUCCCAAGAAUAUGCACCACUUGGUGACUUGACUUCUAAUGUGUCAGAAAUUGGAAUUGGCGAACUCCACACCAAAAGAGUUGCUAAACAGUUAGCUGCAGCAUUGGAACAUAUACAUUCCAGAGAUCUGGUACAUCGCGACGUAAAACUAGAUAACAUUUUAGUGUUUAAAUCGGACUUUUCCCGUAUCAAAUUAUGCGAUUUUGGUGAGACACGAAGAGUUGGAAGUAUAGUACUCCGCCGAAACGAGUGGUUACCAUACGCCGCGCCCGAAGUACUUCAAGUACAAACAGAUGGAAGCUACAUGGCGCACACGUCUCAUGAUGUCUGGCAAUUCGGAAUAGUGAUAUUCGUCUGCCUCACCGGAUGUCUGCCUUGGCAAAAGGCCGCCCCAGAUGAUCCAAGAUACAUUAGAUAUAUCUCGUGGCAAAAUUCCACCAUUCCUAUCAAGAGGCAACCGAAACUUUUUAAAUUAGUAUCGUCUAAGGCGCAACGUUUGUUUAAAAAAUAUUUGGAGCCUAGACCGGAAAAAAGACCAGCUGGCCUGGCCGAGGUGCACAGAUUUUUGGACGACAGAUGGAUGUCAAAAGGUAUGGAACAAACUAAUGAAACAUUAAAAGAAGACGAGGGGCUUUGCCCUUCAAUGUAUAGUUUCCACAGUAGUCCCGAGGAAAAGAACAAAUUGUUAUUUACCCUGACACAGUAUGGAUUAGAAACAACUGUGGACCGAGUAGCUAAAAAAGACAGGAUAAGACAGUGGAUUCAAAACAGCGUUAUAGAAGAAGACGACGAAUUUGAAGAAGAAAUCGAUGAAGAAAACUUGAAAAUACAUGACAAUCAAAAUGGACCAAUAGGAGAGCGAGUUAAAGAACGGGGACCAGUAUCAGAAAGCAAAGUUAAACAAAACAAACAACGCACCACAUCAUCUAGAAGGGAGAGGAGAAUGUCUACGUUAAAGAAAUCUAAUAAUGUUUACAAACCCCCAGUAGACCCUCGAAUUCCAUUAGAAAAACAAAAAUUCAUACAAGCAAACAAUUAUAACGUUGUAACAUCGGCUGAACACGUAAAUGAUUAUCGUGAAUAUGAAAAUGACGUAUUCGGUAAUGAGAAAAAUUCUGCAGUGUUCAAUAUAUCGAAAGCUUUACCAUUUCAAAAUGUUAAAGUUUCAAAUUCCUUAACAUCGUCCGAAAGCGCUUUUAGUAGUGAUUCUAGUAUAACCGUAAAACACAAAAUAAAUAUCCAACAUCCUCAAAUUGAAAACAUCAAUUUAAACGGUUCAUCUAAAGAAAGAAAUAAAUACAAAACAUAAAAAGAAGAUACAAUUCGAAAGUUUAAAAAUAUUGUGAUAAUCGACAAUCUUACUUGUUAAAUGAAACCCAAAAAUCUUUGGAAUGUUCUGCAAUACAAUGUAAUUUUUAUUGAGUAUAGUUAGGUAAAAAUAUAGGCAACGAGGUUGGAAGGGAUAGAGGGAACAAAGACUGUAACUUGUCUGCAAAAAGACUGUCGUUUUCUGUAAUUAGUAAUUAUUAAUUUGUGGGAUGAUGCGUGGUGGGUGGGGUGACAGGAGUGGGAAAUUGAUAGUACGCAAGUCCCAUCUAUCUCUUCUUACGUCUAUGGUAUAUAUUUAUAAUUUAAUAUCAAAUAUUCCUUGAAACUAAAAUGAUGAACUUUGACUAUAGAUAGAUAUACUUGCUACUUUUAGGAUACUAAGAAUUAUUAAACUUAUUUUUAAAUUUAAGAUCAACGAACUGACCUAUGAGAAAAUUAUAAUUAUUCCUACAUCAUAGGAAAGAAAUGUCUACUAACUAUACUCCGCGGUCGAAAUUAUAGAGAGUGACUAAGACAUAAUAUAAAUACACUAUUACU
Molecule: messenger RNA, 2398 nt
Organism: Anoplophora glabripennis (Asian longhorned beetle)
Lineage: Eukaryota; Metazoa; Arthropoda; Insecta; Coleoptera; Cerambycidae
Product: serine/threonine-protein kinase SBK1-like
Exons: 5
Coding region: 225-1841 (538 amino acids)
Biological process (GO): peptidyl-threonine phosphorylation; peptidyl-serine phosphorylation
Molecular function (GO): protein serine/threonine kinase activity; ATP binding
Source: RefSeq, a predicted model, not a curated record